Molecule: messenger RNA, 725 nt
Organism: Monoraphidium neglectum
Lineage: Eukaryota; Viridiplantae; Chlorophyta; Chlorophyceae; Sphaeropleales; Selenastraceae
Exons: 7
Source: RefSeq, a predicted model, not a curated record
AUGACGCUGGUGGAGGCGGACGCCGAGCUGCAUGACCUGCGGGAGGCGCUGGGCGCGUCAGAGGACCGCGCGCGCCGCCUGGAGUCCAAGCUCUCGUCGGCGUCCGCCGCCGGCGACGCGGCGGCCGCGAAGCUCCGGGCGGGGUGGGAGGCGGCGGAGGGGGCGCACCGGGACGCGCAGGCCGCGCUGAGGCAGGAGGUCGACGAGCUGUCCAGCCGUGCGCUGGCCCUGGGCCAGGACAAGGAGCAGCUGCAGGGCGGCCUCGCGGCCGCAGGGGCUGACCUGGCGCUCGCGCGGCAGCGCAUGGCAGCGCUGGAAAAGGAGAAGGAGCAGGGGGCGCGCGCGCUGUCAGAGGCGCGCUCUGAGGCGUCCGAAGCGUCGCGCCGCCUGCUGUCCGCGACAGAGGCGCUGGCGGCCGCGCGCGCGCUGGCGGGCGAGCGCGAGCGCGAGCUGGCGGCCGCGCGGCGCGGCGCGGAUGCGCAGGCGGCGCGCUUCGAGGACGCGGCGCGGGAGGCGGCGGGGCAGGUGUCCCAGCUGCAGCGUGAGCUGGUGCAGGCCCAGGAGGCCCUCAUCUCGCGCGACUUUGAGGCCAAGCGCGUCGGCAAGGAGGCGGCCGCCAACGCGGACCGGCUGGACAGGAAGCGCGCUGAGCUGGCGGCGGCCCGCGAGGACCUGGCGGGUGUGCGGCAGCUGCUGGCAAAGCAGGAGGCCCUGACACGGGACAG